Molecule: messenger RNA, 3455 nt
Organism: Alosa sapidissima (American shad)
Lineage: Eukaryota; Metazoa; Chordata; Actinopteri; Clupeiformes; Clupeidae
Exons: 3
Coding region: 1-3207 (1068 amino acids)
Source: RefSeq, a predicted model, not a curated record
AUGGUACGCAAGUAUUCUAGUGUCAAAUAUAAGACAAACAAGAUCUUUCAGACUCUUGUCCGUGAGUACUCCAAAGCCAAAUAUAAGACAAACAGGCCAUUCCAGACUUAUGUGCGUGAUUACUCUAAAGCCAAAUAUAAGACAAACAGGCCAUUCCAGACAUAUGUGCGUGAUUACUCCAAAGCCAAAUAUAAGACAAACAGGCCAUUUCAGAAUUUUGUCCGUGAAUACAGUCAUACAAAAUACAAGAAAAAUAUUACAUUCCAGAACAAAAUUAAAGAACAUAAUAAGAGGAGGUAUCAAGAAAAUGAAAACAUCCGUGUAAAUAAAAUACAAAAAAGACGUGAGAAUUAUUUAACAUGGCAGAAGAAACAGGGAGACAUUGAUUUGGCUAUUGAUCGUUUUCGUCAGGAGGUCAGCCGUGGUCCUGAAUAUGUAUGCUCAGUCUGUCAUCGUUUACUGUUCAGGAAGCAGGUGGUUGAGUGUAAAAGGUAUUGCUACGAAAGCAAAGGAGCGGAAGUGGCUGCAUUGGCCAAUAGAUGCAUAACAUUGCAAUAUUUACAUGUGUGUAAUGUUGAAUGUGAGCAGAAAUGCCAUUUGUCUGAUAGUCCACCAAGCAAAUUAUGGAUUUGCCAUACAUGUCAUCGUAAAAUACUCGGAGGAAAACUUCCCGAAGAGAGUGUUACCAACAACAUGCAUUUGGAUGAUAUUCCACCAGAACUUAAAUGUCUGAACUCUUUGGAACAACAUCUCAUUGCACGUCACAUUCCCUUCAUGAAGCUGUUGUGUUUGCCUCGAGGCCGCCAGAGAGCUUGCCAUGGUCCUUGCGUCUCUGUUCCUGUUAAUAACGCAAAUGUGACAAAUAUACUCCCAAGAAAUGAAUGUGAUGACAAGAUGAUAAGAGUGAAACUAAAACGCAAGUUGACAUAUAAAGGUCAUUACGAGUACAUGUAUGUCCACACUGAUCGUGUCAGAAAUGCACUGAGGUAUUUGAUGGCAAACAAUAAAUGGUACGGUGAUGUGACUAUGAAUGACAAAUGGGUAAACUCUCUGAAUGGCACUGACCAACAUGAGGAAAGUACUAAACAGGAAACACCUGCUAACAGUGAUGAUGAAAAUGUUCCUGAUGAGCAAGCAGAGGAAGACGUGACUUAUAUCAAAGACCAGAAUGGGCUUUUGUCAGAUACAUCAUUACAACCUGUCGAUCUGGGUUCAGAGAUCAUUGAUCAGAAUUUUCAGGAUAUACUUAAUGUGGCACCAGGUGAAGGUAACAGUCCAGUGAGGUUGCUGUCCGAUAAAACCAACGAGGCAAAAUGUUUCCCUGUUUUGUAUCCAUCUGGUGGACCUACAUUCCAUGAUGAAAGAGAGUCCAAAAUAACUCUGUCACGUUACCUGAAUACACGCAUUCUGAAUGCAGAUGGGCGUUUUGCACAGAACACUGACUUCAUUUUUUACGCACAAUACAUAUCAGAGGUGCAUCAAGUUGUAUCUGGUGUAUCAGUGGCGUUACGCAAAGGUGGCGGCAACUCCUCUCUGAAAGACGCAUCACCAGACAUGUUGUUGAACUCAGACUCCUUGGGUAAGAUAUUGCGCAAUGACGAAGGAUACAAGUUCUUACGAGGAAUUCGUGGCACACCUCCAUACUGGAUGUCAGUUCAGAAAGAUUUAUUUGCCAUGAUAAGACAACUCUCCAUACCCACGUUCUUUGCAUCUUUUAGCUCUGCAGAUUUGAGAUGGUCUGAAAUGCUGAGCUCUAUUCUAAGAAUAGAAGGUAAACAAACGUCUGUUGACGAUCUUGACUGGUCUGACAAAUGUGGACUCAUACGUCGAAACCCUGUCACAGCGGCAAGAAUGUUUGAUCACCGAUGGCAUUGCUUUCUCCGUGAUGUAAUCAUGUCGCCAGCAGAACCCAUAGGGAAAAUAAAGGACUACUUUUAUCGUGUUGAAUUUCAACAGCGUGGUUCUCCUCAUGUCCACUGUCUUUUUUGGAUUGAAAAUGCUCCCAAGAUUGAUAGAGAGAGUGAUGAUGAAGUGGCACAUUUCAUAGAUACGUACAUCACCUGUGAGAUUCCACCAGAAACUGAUGCAGAGCUUAACGAGGUUGUGAGCAGCGUACAGAGGCACAGCACAAGACACUCUAAAACUUGCCGCAAGAAAAACACAGUGUGCAGGUUUAAUUUCCCACGGCCACCAUCAAGCCGUACUUUUAUCACAAGAGGUGGGAACUGUGAGGAUUUGAAUGGCAAUGCUGAUGACAAUACAGGUGCUAGUGCCAUCAUGAAGAAUGUGAAAACUGCGUUGACCAUGCCUGACAUGCAUUUUGACACAACUGAUGCAUUUUUUGAGUCUCUUGGGAUAGAUCAAGGUUUGUUUGAAAAGGUGUACAAUAUAUGUUCCAAAAAGAAAAGCAUUGUCCUGAAACGAAAUCCUGGAGACAUUUGGGUGAACCAGUACAACACAGACUUACUCCGUGCUUGGCAAGGCAAUAUGGAUAUCCAGUAUGUCACAGAUGCCUUUUCUGUUGUGCCUGUGAAAGGCACGCCUCUUUUUGCUGAAAACAAAGGAGCCAACCUGUGGGACAACAACUUUGAGGUUGCAGAACUGACUAAAGUUGUUAGACAAGAAAAUGCAGCAUUUGCAGAAAUGCUUAAUCGUCUCAGAGUCCGUAAAAAGAACGAACCUCUCACCGACUGUGAUGUUCUCACACUGAGGCAGCGUGAAACUGGUGAGGAAUCUACAGACAUUCAUGUGUAUGCUACAAAUGCGGAGGUUGAUGAAUAUAACGUGAAGAGACUGCAAGAGAUCUGCCCAGACGCAAUCACCAUACGUGCUCAAGACUUUGUCCGAAAUCCCAAAACUGGAAGAAUGGAACGGAAAGGUGGCUUUCACACAAAAGUUUUCAACUCUUGCUUGCCUAAAUGUGUUUUGUUGGGUGUUGGAGCAAGGGUCAUGUUGAAGAAAAACAUAGAUGUGUCUGAUGGCCUUGUCAACGGAGCAUGUGGCACAGUCGUGGAAAUCAUUCAAAGUCAACAAGACGAUGACAUGCCUGCAGCUAUCCACGUGGAGUUUGAAGACCCUAAUGUAGGAAAGAUCCAGAGGUCAAAAGCAAAAAGGGUUUCUGAACGUUCAACGAUAGUGGAAGUGCAAGAGGAACAAGUGGCUAAUAAUGGUGGAGUACGAAGGCAACUGCCAAUCAGCUUGGCCUGAGACAUGGCUCAAUGUAGACACUGAAGAAGAGCCACAACUUCCAGGAUACGUCUUCAAACACAAUCCGAGGGGAAACUGUUACGAUGACUCUGAGCCAGCCUUUGCAGCGCUGAAACAACAACAAAGAGGUGGAGUUGGUGUGUAUUGUUCAGAAAACAUUGAUGUGCAGGUGUCAAUUCCAGAAAGAUGCAAUUUGGAAUGUCUGUAUUUUGAAAUACCUCAUGCAAAUUUGACUGCUGCUGUGUUGU